Camelina sativa (false flax) is the source of this 1346-nucleotide messenger RNA. The record is from RefSeq and is a predicted model, not a curated record. Lineage: Eukaryota; Viridiplantae; Streptophyta; Magnoliopsida; Brassicales; Brassicaceae.
GUUGACUUCACACACACGAAACGACGAUGGUUAACAUCUCUGAAAUUUCCGACGACUCUAAUGACGGCGGCGAUCCAAACAAGAAACCAGAAGAACUCGACAAGAAACCAAAAGAAGAAGCAGUUUUAAGAAGUACAAGAAACGAGAACCGAAACAAGAAGCCGGAGGAAGAAGACGUAGAAGAAGAAGAAGACGUAGCAGAAGAAAAAGAAGAAGAAGAAGAGAGACGUUCGACAUCUUUCCCACUUCCAAACGAUGUCACUGAAGCUCUCGUCGCACUCAUCCGGAGAUGUGAUUACCCAAGUCUCUCUUCCGUCUCCCGUUACUUUUCCGGUUUGAUCGCUUCGUCAAGUCUCUACGAAACGCGUGCGCGCCUCGGUCUUUCCGAAACGUUUCUUUAUGCAUCCAUCCGAUACAGUACUACUAAUGAUCUCCAAAGCUGGCAUAUUCUGCAUCGAAACAAGGCUUCUUCUUUACGACUGACCAAACUCGGUUCGCUUCCACCCGUGCCUUGGGGAGCUUCUGUCGUCACUAUCGGUUUAGAGAUGUAUGUGAUCGGUGGAAUCAUCGACCUAACACGCUCGAAGGUUAUGAAUGUCAUCGAUUGCAGAACUCACAAGUGUCGCUCGCUCCCUCCAAUGAGAAGAGGUCGUAACAAGGCAGCCGCCGGAGUAAUUGACGGGAAGAUUUACGUAAUCGGAGGUUUCAGGAAGCGAUGUCCAUUGGAGUCGGAAUGGAUCGAAGUGUUCGAUCUUGAGAAACAGAUUUGGGAAUCUUUGCCUGGUCCGUACCCUGAAUCUAGUACGUCUAGCCAGUUUAGGACAUAUGUUGUGAUGGAAGACAAGAUUUACAUUUUGGAUUAUAAAGGUUGUUUGGUCUACGAACCAAAAAGAAGAAGAGGUGAUGAAUGGGACGCAUCUGCCGUCGGUGCUGCACAUCCAAUAAAGAAUAUGUGGAAAGAGUCAUUUGCUGUGCAAUGUGUGGUAGAUGAUAUGCUGUAUACAGUUGAUCGUCGGUGUACUCUUGGACAUCCAAUAGUCGUAUAUGAUCCAAAGGAGAAGACUUGGAGACCUGUGAAAGGUGAAUCUUUGAGGAGGCUACCAAAUUAUAUCGUCCAUCCUGCUUCUGAAAUGGCGAAUUUUGGUGGAAAGUUGGCGAUUUUGGGCAGUAAGAGGAGCUAUGUUCAUGGUGAUUGCAUUGGCAGGGAAAAAGGUAUUUGGUGCGCAAUGAUCGUGUUGGAAAAACGUGAAGGAGGUGAGAUUUGGGGGAAUGUGGAAUCACUCGACUGUGUGCUUGGAGGCAUUAACCAUCUCACGGUUCGGCUUUGUCGAACUCUUACCAUUUGA